GAUCUUGCGUUUCACCGAAAACAAGUGUUGCCUUUACUACAUUACUUAUGUCGCCAGCGUGCAUGCAGUGAAUGUUGUUGAAUGCUCAGCACCAGCCUAGUAGCGAAGAACAACCGUGCGCAGAAGAGCAUAAUUGGAAGCGAUGCUUGCUCAAUGCCCAGGGAAUCGCCUCAUUAUUCUCACUUGCUUCAGACAAAUAGCUGGCUGGAUCACUUCAAGGAGUAGUGUGCUGGUUCGUAUUAGAAAGACAGAGUGGCAUGGGACAAUCCAAAAUGAUUCUCUACUUAUGACAAUCACUGAACAUUUUUGCUGUCAACUAUCUGACUGCCCGAAGUAUCGAGGGGAAGUCGCCGUAACUCGUGGUGGUUCUUUGCCACCGUAG
This is a messenger RNA of Cylicocyclus nassatus, 382 nucleotides long. NCBI's taxonomy places the organism in Eukaryota, Metazoa, Nematoda, Chromadorea, Rhabditida, Strongylidae. The record is from the annotation of a GenBank genome assembly.